Messenger RNA from Chelonoidis abingdonii (Abingdon island giant tortoise), 840 nucleotides. Lineage: Eukaryota; Metazoa; Chordata; Testudines; Testudinidae. The record is from RefSeq and is a predicted model, not a curated record.
CGUACGCAAGGGCCCAUCCUCCAGCGAGGUUGCCUGGGGUGCAGGCGGAGCGCGCGCGCCCCUGCUUGUUCAGCGCCCUGGGGCCGCUAGAGUAAAAUGAGUCACAUGAACGUCUCUUCCCAUUCGCGGAACUCGCCCACUAGGGGGCGGGCCGUGGUAUGCAAAUGAUGCUUUAAUAGCGUCACGCCCCUCUCUCGUUCGCUCGGCCCUUCGGGUGGAUGGUAGCCCUGAGGAGCUACUUGCUGUGUUUUAUUCCCCCCCUUGAAGCCGCUGUCGGGAAGGCGAAUCGGAAAAGGGAGCUGGGCUAGUGGCGAUGUCCGUGAGCGGGGGCUGCCCGGCCAGGAGUGCGCAGCCCCAGCGGGCCCGGCGCGGCCUCAGCCUGCCACCGCCUCGCGUAGCGCGGGUCAGGGGCCGGGACUGAGCCGCCCUGGGCCCAGCAGGGAGAGCAGCAGCGGAGCCCAGAGGAGACGGGAGCUACCGCGGGGCCGGGGCCGCCCGAGGAUGGGAAUCCUCUUCACCAGGAUCUGGAGGCUGUUCAACCACCAGGAGCACAAAGUAAUCAUUGUUGGUCUGGAUAAUGCAGGAAAAACAACCAUCCUUUACCAGUUUUCUAUGAAUGAAGUGGUGCAUACCUCUCCUACGAUAGGCAGCAAUGUAGAAGAGAUAGUGGUUAACAACACACGUUUUCUAAUGUGGGAUAUUGGAGGGCAAGAGUCUCUUCGAUCUUCAUGGAAUACUUAUUAUACAAACACAGAGUUUGUCAUCGUUGUUGUGGACAGCACAGACAGAGAGAGAAUUUCUGUAACUAGAGAAGAACUUUAUAAAAUGUUAGCACAUGAG